Mya arenaria is the source of this 3044-nucleotide messenger RNA. Its product is annotated as tetratricopeptide repeat protein 27-like. NCBI's taxonomy places the organism in Eukaryota, Metazoa, Mollusca, Bivalvia, Myida, Myidae. The transcript has 23 exons. The record is from RefSeq and is a predicted model, not a curated record. The coding region runs from base 63 to 2561 and encodes 832 amino acids. Gene Ontology annotation, molecular function: protein binding.
CGCCGAUCUAAGAUGGCUGCGCCCAUAUGUUGACACAUGAGAAAUAGAAAUCAUUCCUCAUAAUGGAUCAGAGAGAUAUUUUCCCUCUGGAAAUAGCAUUGGUGACUCAGAAAAUAUCAUUUUCUCAUGAUAUUGAAUGUGGUGUCAAAUCUGCAGUUGAAAGUUUCUGUGCCGGGAACUAUGGAGCUGUUCUACAGGAGCCUUUUGUCUGCAGUUUGUUCACUAAAGACAGCCAAGUGGAUCUUGAAACCAUGGUACAGUCUUCUGUCAGUGACUACUUAAACGAUAAAAACCAGGAAGAGCUUCCCCAGAGGGAGUUGGAGUUAUUGUUAGUGGGUGUGUCAUGCCUGCAGCUGUUUGUUCAGAACAACUGGCUAGGACCAAGACCCUCUCAGUUCACACCAAAACAUCUCCUCCCAGAAAACAUACAGGUGGAGGAGGAUGACCUGCGAAUGUGGCUUGAGAACCAGCUGAGCGUAGACGGGGAACCAGUGUAUGGACUCGCCACCUUUCCACAGUUUCUUUACCUUGCACGCGCAAUUCUCACACACUGUCAGCAGAAAUGCUCCCAUCUCAGGACAGUUGACUGGUGGCUGCUACGGUGCACCAGUAUACUCCAACAGGUCCUGGAUGACAAGUGUAACACACUCAGAGAACUUGUCACAACACUCAUUGACAAUGUUUCAAAAAUUGAGCCAUUGAUGACAGAUGACAAAUACAGGAGUGUACAGCUGGAGUUUUAUAUAGAGGCUGGCCUGCUAUCCCACUCAUUUUACUGCUACAAAGAAGCACAUGAGUUGAUUAACACAGCUCUGAAACUGUCCGGGCUCGAUAUACAGCUCACAGGUGCAUUGGGUAAGCGAACACGCUUCCAGCAGACAGACAAUGCUCAGCUGCUUCUUCAGGUUACAAGAUUACCGGUAGAGGGAGAUGGUUGCCAGGACAAACAACUUGUUGCUUCGGGUAACAAUCUCAUGCCAAAGGCUUUGAAUCUGGAUGAUGACACUGUUCUGGAAGCCAUAAACUUCACAGAUCCAGACGGCCAGGAGGUGGUGCGGUUGGCUGAUUAUGAACAGGCUCUUAUUCUUGGGCUAAUGGAGGACUACAGACGAAGCCGGGCUAGCGGAGAUACGCUCACAGAGGAGGAGAUUCUCACUUACAUAACUUUUGUAUUGAACAAGAUGGAGAACUGGUCAGUUGCCAUAGCAGCCUUGUUGUUACGUUCGAAGCUUGAGAAGGGCAGCAGACGACGUGUCGAGAGAUCCAUGAGGCAACUUGAGGAGCUGUUUAACCAAACAAUGAGGGAGGAACCAUCUGCAGGUCAGAGGUCACGGCUGUUCUAUGCAGCAAAAAUCCCCCCUGUAUGGGAAAUACAGAGGCAACUGGCAGAGCUGUUACUGUCCCUGGGAGCUGUGGGGUCAGCACUUGAGAUUUAUGAGCAGCUGGAGUUGUGGGAGGAUGCCAUUGCCUGCUACCAGCGCCUCGGCAAGACAGAGAAGGCAGAGACUGUGAUACGGGAGCAGCUUGCUGUGCACGAGACCCCGAACCUUUGGUGUUUCCUUGGCGACAUCACGCGCAAUAUAGAACACUAUGAAAAGGCAUGGGUCCUCUCCAAGCACCGCUCAGCCCGCGCCCAGAGGUGUAUGGGGUACCUCUACUUUGCUAAGGAAGAGUAUGACAAAUGCGUGGAGUGUUUUGAGAAGUCUCUUGGAGUGAACGCUUUACAGGUGCCUGUGUGGUUCACCUACGGCUGUGCUGCAAUGGCUGCCAAGGAUUUCCAACUGGCUACGAGGGCCUUCAAGAGAUGUGUCACCAUCGACUAUGAUAACUUUGAAGCUUGGAGCAAUCUAGCAACAGCCUAUGUCAAGUUAAAAGAAAAAAAGAAAGCCUUUAAGACGCUGAAUGAUGCCCUGAAAUGCAACUACGAAAACUGGAGAAUCUGGGAAAACUACUUGGUGGUUGGCACAGACUGUGGUGAGUUUAGUGCUGUUAUCCGGGCAUACCACCGCCUUAUGGACCUGCGAGAUCGCUGGGUGGACGAGCAGGUGCUUGGGGUUCUCGUGCGUGGCGUGCGUGAAAAUAUUGCCGAUGCCAGCGGAGUUCGACUGAGCCAGGUGGAACAAAGUCUCAGAGAGCUGUUCGGAAGAAUCACCUCAAAGGUGACCGAUAAUGCAGAAAUUUGGAGAUUGUACGCAGAGUUGUGUAUAAAUGACACAGAAAAGAUGUUGCAGUUUCUCCAGAAGAGUCACCGGUGUGUGCUGCAGACGUCUGGUUGGGAGAAGGUAGAGGACAAAUGUAAAGAAACUGCAAAGCAGUCUCUCCAGCUAGCAGACGCCUACUAUGAAGUAAGCCAGAGUACCCAGAAUUCUACACAAGCUAUUCAAAUGUUGUCGUCUGCUAAACUCAUGUUACGAGGAGUUUUCACAAAGAUCAAGCAACAUCAUACUGACCCUGUAACUAAAGAGAUCCCAUCAGAAGACAUACGUGUCGUCUGCUCACAGCUCGAGGACAAGAUGGCGGUCGUUGUAGAGAGGCUAGACACCCUCAAACAGGGCUCCUGAAUUAUAAUGUUCAAAUGCAUUGGAAAUGAAAUAAACUUUUUUCUUAAAAUGAUCCAAUUUUUGCGUAAAUGUCUGGAAACCAGUUUUACAAGGUUGCUGACAAAAGAUCUGAUUGCAAUUUUUCAUAUUUACGUUUCAAAACUGAUAGUUUAUGGGUUAAAGCAUUACUAAUGCUUUCAAAAAAUGAAUUUUAUUGCAGUUUUCCAAACACCUGAGAUCUUUUCUUUUGUAUGUUAUCUUACAUUACUUAAUUGAAGGCAUUGAUGUCAAAAUCAACUGAUUCUGAGACAAAAACUAAAACAAAAUUCCUGGCAAUGAUGACGAACCAACGGUAUGGUGUCAAUGAUUGUGUUCCACCUGGGAAAUCCUACUCACAGGUUCUUUAAAAUUCAUUACUAACAUACGGUAGAACAGUUGGCUUUAAAAUGCCUUUGUCAUGCAAAAAUGGACUGAAAAUGAAAUUCAUGGACAUUCAUUUGGAGC